This is a messenger RNA of Thamnophis sirtalis, 1605 nucleotides long. The record is from RefSeq and is a predicted model, not a curated record. NCBI's taxonomy places the organism in Eukaryota, Metazoa, Chordata, Lepidosauria, Squamata, Natricidae.
CUCGGAGUAGUAGUCAAACCUUCCGUGUUAGAAACCCUAGCUGUGAUUGACAGCUGGGUAGCGGGGGCCUUGCCCGCCUGCAAAAAUUAUGAGGAUUUGUCAAAGCCUAAUGGAGAUGGAAAUGCCAGAUUAUGCCGAGUCUCUCGACUCCUCGUACACCAUGCUAGAGUUCGAAAAUCUGAGGGUGCUGCCCACCAACUCAUCAGGUUCAGUCGACAGUGUGUGAUCGACAAAGACAAGAGAAAUCAGUGUCGAUAUUGCCGCCUGAAAAAAUGUUUCCGAGCAGGAAUGAAAAAAGAAGCUGUCCAGAAUGAACGGGACAGGAUCAGCAUCCGGAGAAGCAGUUAUGAAGACAAUGGGGCAUUGUCCAUCACCAUCUUAACCCAAGCAGAAGCAAUGGCACAGCAGUAUUCAGCUCUCCGUCCCGUGCACAGCGCAGAGCUCGCCAUGAAGAAAAUCGCCACCAUCAACGACGUGUGUGAGUCUAUGAAGCAGCAGCUUCUGGUUCUCGUGGAGUGGGCAAAAUGCAUCCCCGUGUUCUGCGAGCUUCCUCUGGAUGACCAGGUUGCAUUGCUCAGGGCUCACGCGGGGGAGAACCUCUUGCUGGGAGUUGCAAAGCGCUCCAUUCCGUACACAAAUUUUCUCUUAUUAGAUUGCAAAGGGCUGAGCGAUCCGGGGAAAGUCAAGAACAUGCGUUUCCAGGUGCAAGUGAACCUGGAGGAUUACAUCAACGACCGGCAGUACGAUUCCCGGGGAAGGUUCAGCGACAUCCUCCUCCUGCUCCCUCCGCUGCAAAGCAUCACUUGGCAGAUGAUCGAGCAAGUGCAGUUCAUGAAACUCUUCGGCAUGGCCAGGAUUGACAGCUUGCUGCAAGAAAUGCUCCUUGGAGGAACAAGCAUGGAUAUGCCCCAAUACCAGCCAGGCCCUUCCAGCCAUAACAUGGAACAUCUUCCAAGUCACAUCGUGCUGCCUAGCACAAUUGGCUCAGUCAUUCACACCAUCUCAGUCUCUUCACCAGAAACUUCGCUCCCUUCUCCUUCCACCAGCACAGGAAGUGAAGACUACAAACUGGGUCCCACCUCCGGAUCUGAAAUCCAAACAACCCUUUUGCCCCAGGUGGUCAUCCCCAAACAAGAGAUCCUCUAGGAAAUCCACUCUUUAUUUUUUUGUAGUUGCCCCUUUUCGAAUUCAACAAGCUUUGCUCCCAUGAUGGCAGUCAACAUUGCUAGGUUUCUCGCCCAUUAAAAUCACCUUGUAUGUCACUUGGGUCCUUCCCGCAACAUUAGCAUAACAAGUGUUAACUAGCAUAUAAAACAUUGGCAGUUAAGUGGUUUAUUUUGUGUUACACUCCCAUCUAUUGUGUUGUUGUGGAAACAACAGGACUGGUUUGGGUGGAACAGCAAAUGGAGAUUAGCUCAAUGCAGAUCGUAAAACCAGUUUGAUGGCCAUAGCCCAAUGGUAGUUCUAGCUGAGAGAUGCAUUCAGUAUAUAUGAUUGGUGUAAUCCUAGGAUUUAACCUACGUUUUUGAGAUUCCUCUUGCCAUUUGUAAGAUAUCAAUGUUGGAACAAAAUAAAUUGUACUUAAAAUAAAAGUCUUCGAAGCAA